Molecule: messenger RNA, 702 nt
Organism: Drosophila melanogaster (fruit fly)
Lineage: Eukaryota; Metazoa; Arthropoda; Insecta; Diptera; Drosophilidae
Exons: 2
Coding region: 1-702 (233 amino acids)
Cellular component (GO): extracellular region
Molecular function (GO): chitin binding
Source: RefSeq, marked reviewed
AUGCUGCGCUGCUUGAUCUUGCUGGCAAUCGGAGUUUUCCUGGUGAUCCGUAUUCUCGGUAUCCGUGGGGAUUGCAAUGUGUGUGCCUCCGUUAGCAAUGUGGCCUGUAUAUCGAACACCUCAUUUCAAUUCUGCUCCAGCAGCGCAUUACCUGCUGGUCCCGUUUACACGUGUCCCACGGGUUAUUAUUGCACCGCAAAUGACGUAACGUGCAAUACAGACGUGGCCCAAAGAUCCUGUAUAGGUUGUGGCACCUGCGAUAGUGGCAAUACAUUUGCCUGCCUCACUGCAAGGACAUUUGCCCUGUGCCUGGGAACAUCGACUCCUUCCCAGAUCGUCGGAAGUUGUGGCUCGAGCUAUGUAUGUGAUUUUAAUAAUCCGUAUAUUUGUGGUAGUCCAGCGGCAGGAUCACAGGCCACUUGUCCGGGUGACGGUAGUGGUACUGGACUGGAUGUUACGUCAACGACACCCACCACCUAUUGUUCCAUCGUCCAGCAGCACGGAAGAUUUCCCUACGGCAUUGAUCUCAACACAACCUGCAGACAGUACAUAUAUUGUUAUCUCAAUGCAACUAACUGGGCAGGAGGCCUCUACUAUUGUCCUGGACAAACUUACUUCAAUAGCUCAUCGGGGUAUUGUGGCACCGAAGUGCCAGCCAGGUGCACUAAUGGAAUUACCAGCUUGACACUUACCAUCACAUAA